This is a messenger RNA of Clarias gariepinus (North African catfish), 8612 nucleotides long. RefSeq names its product misshapen-like kinase 1 (gene mink1). Gene Ontology annotation, biological process: protein phosphorylation. The coding region runs from base 787 to 4728 and encodes 1313 amino acids. The record is from RefSeq and is a predicted model, not a curated record. Lineage: Eukaryota; Metazoa; Chordata; Actinopteri; Siluriformes; Clariidae. The transcript is spliced from 32 exons. Gene Ontology annotation, molecular function: protein kinase activity; ATP binding.
UUUUUUUUUUGCACGGCGGCCCGGAUUAACUCCACAUAAACACUCCUGCUGCUUUUCCGAUGCGACGUGAUUUUUUGUGUUUUCCUUCCUCGUUGAUCCACUCGUAACGAGUCUGCCGGACGACGUGAACGUGCCCGUGAUGUGAUUAGAAGACCGCUCGUGCUCUGUGUUUCUUUUUUUUUUCUUUUUUGGAGAGUACGCGGAUGUGAUGCGGAGCCCGAACUGAUGUUUAUUAUUUUUAUUAAUAUUAGCUCAGCUAGCCUGCUGCACCACUUCUCUCCUGGACGACUCUGAGGAGAGGGGAAAAAACGACAAAAGAUAAUAAUAAUGACGUUGUGGAAUCAUGAGCGUCAGGCGGGAGCUCGCGCUGAUCGAUAGUAUCGGUAAUAUCGGAGCUGUGACUCGGCACGAGCGGCGCCUCGAGCUCCGCGCGCGCUGCGACGCAAUCUGAGGGAAUUAGCCACAGUGCUAACGCUUUUAGUCGCGUUCGCAACAAACACACAAAACCGUGUGUGGGAGCGGGCCUGUUAUAAACAACGCUCCUUAUUCAUUUUCUUUUUUGUUUUCUCACACACACACACACACGCGCGCGCACAUGUCGUUGUCAGUUACAGUAGUCUCACAGGAAUAUUUUUAACGUUAUUUCCCCCUGACACAGCUAGCAUUGCGCAGCCUCACAUUAGCAGCCGCAGACUCUAAUGGGACCUGAGAAGUUUCUCUAAAACGCAUUUUUUUUUCACGGUAUAUCUCUUUUUCUCUCUCACACACACACACAACUUGGAGAAAAUGUCGGAAAACGCACCUACACGGAGCCUGGAUGAGAUCGACCUGGCAGCCCUGAGGGAUCCAGCGGGAAUCUUUGAGCUGGUGGAAGUCGUGGGCAAUGGUACCUACGGGCAGGUGUACAAGGGGCGCCAUGUGAAGACGGGACAACUGGCUGCUAUAAAGGUGAUGGACGUCACCGAGGAGGAAGAGGAGGAGAUCAAGGCCGAGAUCAACAUGCUGAAGAAGUACAGUCACCACCGCAACAUCGCCACCUACUAUGGCGCCUUCGUCAAGAAGAGCCCGCCCGGGCACGAUGACCAGCUCUGGCUGGUGAUGGAGUUCUGUGGUGCCGGCUCGGUAACAGACCUGGUCAAGAACACUAAAGGAAACUCUCUGAAGGAGGACUGGAUCGCUUACAUCUGCAGAGAGAUUCUGAGGGGUCUGUCGCACCUCCAUGCACACAAGGUCAUCCACAGAGACAUCAAAGGCCAGAAUGUCCUCCUGACUGAGAACGCAGAGGUCAAGCUCGUGGACUUUGGUGUGAGCGCUCAGCUCGACCGGACCGUAGGCAGAAGGAACACCUUCAUCGGCACGCCCUACUGGAUGGCCCCUGAGGUCAUUGCCUGUGACGAGAACCCUGACUCCACCUACGACUACAGGAGCGACAUUUGGUCUUUGGGAAUCACAGCGAUAGAGAUGGCAGAGGGCGCCCCCCCGCUGUGCGAUAUGCACCCUAUGAGAGCCCUCUUCCUCAUCCCGCGAAAUCCUCCUCCAAAACUCAAGUCCAAGAAAUGGUCCAAAAAGUUCAUAGACUUUAUCGAGGGCUGCCUGGUGAAGACCUACCCGAGCCGCCCGUCCACCGAGCAGCUGCUGAAGCACUCGUUCAUCCGCGAUCAGCCGACCGAGCGGCAGGUCCGCAUCCAGCUCAAAGACCACAUUGACCGCACUCGCAAGAAGCGUGGAGAAAAGGAGGAGACGGAGUACGAGUACAGCGGCAGCGACGAAGAAGAUGAGAACAGAGGUGAUGAAAGAGAGUCCAGCUCCAUCCUGAACGUUCCAGGCGAGUCGACUCUGAGGCGGGACUUCCUGCGGCUGCAGCAGGAGAAUAAGGAGCGCUCGGAGGCGCUAAAGCGGCAGCAGGCCCAGCUGGCUGCGCAGCGGCGCGACCCAGAAGAGCACAAGCGUCAGCUCCUUCAUGACCGCCAAAAACGUAUAGAGGAGCAGAAGGAGCAGCGGCGGAGGCUCGAGGAGCAACAGAGGAAGGAGCGCGAGAUGGUGAGGCAGCAGGAGAAGGCUCCUCACCGGAGACUCGACGAUAUGAGGCGGGAGGAGGACCGCAGGAUGGCCGAGAGAGAGCAGGAGUUUAUAAGGCAUAAGCUGGAGGAAGAGCAGAGACAAUUAGAAAUCCUUCAGCAGCAGCUUCUUCAGGAGCAGGCCUUGCUUAUGGAGUAUAAGAGGAAGCAGCUGGAGGAGCAGAGGCAGUCGGAGAGGCUGCAGAGGCAGCUGCAGCAGGAGCACGCUUACCUAGUCUCCCUGCAACAACAACAACAACAACAACAACAGCAGCAGCAACAACAACAACAGCAACAGCAGGAGAAGAAACCGCUUUAUCAUUACAGCAAGAACCUGGAUAACAACAAGCCAGCCUGGGCCAGAGAGGUGGAGGAGAGGAGUAAACUGAACAGACAGGGCUCGCCCAAAAUCUGCACCACGGUCUCCGAUACCAACAUCCAAUCACGCUCGGACUCCGUAAGCCAAUCAGGAAGCGUGCAGGCUGCACAGACCCCGCCUAUGCAGAGACCUGUCGAACCCCAAGGAGGCCAGGGCAAGAUGGCACACUUGGUGCCUCUGAAGCCAUAUGCCGCGCCUGUGCCGCGCUCCCAGUCCCUCUGCGAUCAGCCCACUAAGACCAUGUCCGCCUUCCCCACCCAGGACCCCUCCCCCACCCCAACGCCUCGUCCGCUGCACUCCCGUGAGCUGGUCCGGCAGAAUUCGGACCCGACGUCUGAGAGCCCUGCCCCUCAGCAACGCCCGGCAAGAGACGACCACGGCCCGUGGAUUCGCCUUCCCGAGAUCGAACAGCCUCCAAAAAUUCCUCAACGAACCGCGUCUAUAGCUACGGCUCUUAAUACUAACCUGUCCUCUGGGAUCAGACACCCAGUACGAGCCAGCAAUCCAGAUCUGAGUCGCAAUGACCGCUGGGAGCGAGGAGACAGCAUGAACCUCAUGUCCAACCUGCCUCAGACCGGCUCCCUCGAGAGACACCGUAUCCUCAGUUCGUCCAAAAUGGACUCGUCUCCCAUUCUCUCGAACGACGGACGACACAAACCUGGAGAAUCCCGCACCUCUUCCAGACCUAGCAGACCAGCGAGCUAUAAGAGAGCAAUAGGAGAGGAUCACGGGCUGUACUCGAAGGAGCGUGUGGAGGAGCAGCCUCGUCCUCCGGUGAAGGCCAACGACUACUCGUCUUCCUCUGAGAGCAGCGAGAGCAGUGAGGAGAGCGAGAGCGGAGAGGGACAGGAAGAAGAGUCUCCCACUGACCGACCACGAGACCCAGACUCUGACUCGGUGAACACCAUGGUGGUCCAUGAGGAAGAGGAAGGUAACGGAGGAGACGAAGAGCGGGCUGGAGGUUAUGGUGAUCAGACCAUGCUUGUUCAGAGGACUCCUGAGAAGCGCAGUCAUAACGGAUACACUAAUCUGCCCGACGUUGUUCAGCCGUCCCACUCCCCGACCGACUCCGCGUCACACUCCUCUCCUGGAAAAGACUCCACCUAUGACUAUCAGUCCAGAGGUUUGGUUAAGGCUUCUGGGAAAUCCUCCUUCACCACGUUCGUGGAUCUCGGGAUGUACCAGCCGUCAGGUGGAACAGGGGAACCCAUCUCAGUGGGAGGUCUGACUUCUCGGUUUGACCAGCUGAAGCUGGAAGUACGAAAAGGCUCCAUGGUUAACGUGAACCCUACAAACACUCGCCCCGUCAGUGACACCCCUGAAAUCCGCAAAUACAAGAAGAGGUUUAACUCCGAGAUCCUGUGUGCUGCACUCUGGGGUGUAAACUUACUGGUCGGGACAGAGAACGGUCUGAAGCUGUUGGACCGCAGCGGACAAGGCAAAGUCUAUCCGCUCAUCAAUUCCCGCAGGUUCCAGCAGAUGGACGUGCUUGAAGGACUUAACCUGCUUAUCACGAUUUCAGGAAAAAAGAACAAGGUGCGUGUGUAUUAUCUGGCCUGGCUGAGGAAUAAGAUCCUCCAUAAUGACCCCGAGGUGGAGAAGAAGCAGGGCUGGACCACCGUAGGGGAGAUGGAGGGCUGCGUGCACUACAAAGUGGUAAAGUACGAGCGGAUUAAGUUCUUGGUAAUUGCUUUGAAGAAUGCGGUGGAGGUGUAUGCCUGGGCCCCCAAACCAUACCACAAAUUUAUGGCCUUCAAGUCGUUUACUGACCUCCCUCACCGCCCUCAGCUGGUUGACCUGACUGUGGAGGAAGGUCAGAGGUUAAAGGUUAUCUACGGUUCCAGCGCCGGCUUCCACGCCAUAGACGUCGAUUCCGGAAACAACUACGACAUCUACAUUCCUGUCCACAUCCAGUCUCAGGUGACUCCGCACGCGAUUGUCUUCCUGCCCAGCUCUGACGGAAUGGAGAUGCUGCUGUGUUAUGAGGACGAAGGAGUGUACGUCAACACGUACGGCCGCAUCAUCAAAGACGUCGUGCUGCAGUGGGGAGAAAUGCCGACUUCUGUCGCUCACAUCUGUUCUAAUCAGAUCAUGGGCUGGGGCGAGAAGGCUAUAGAGAUCCGCUCGGUGGAGACGGGUCACCUGGAUGGGGUGUUCAUGCACAAGCGAGCUCAGAGACUCAAAUUCCUGUGUGAGAGGAACGACAAGGUGUUCUUUGCGUCAGUGAGGUCUGGAGGAAGCAGUCAGGUCUACUUCAUGACCCUGAACAGGAACUGCAUUAUGAACUGGUGAUGGAGCAGCCGUGUGAUCACUGAUCCCCCUCCACUCUUUAUCUAUAUAUCUUUCUCUCUAUUUCUCUCUCUUUCUCUCACACACACACACACACACACACACUGUAUAUAUAGGUACAGUGCCCACUUGCUUUUCCCUCACACGCAAUCGCACAACUCCCAGAAGCGCGCACACACGCGCACACGCACACAUCACUCAUGCUCUAGACUGCACUUCAUUAGCAGUAAUGGUUGUUCUUUUAACAAUGAGCUUGCUGUACAAACAUUUUUUGGGGAUUGUGAGUGUGUGUGUGUGGAUACCAAAUCGCUUUACUUCCUUAUAGCACCAGAACAAAAAUAGUCCUUCUCUUUUAUUAUUACCGUUUGCUCUUUUUCCUUUUUUUUUUUUUUUUUUUUGCUUAGAGCUUUUACUUCACUUUUCAUUCCCACUUUACCACCGUCACUGAAAAGAGAUGAAGACACAGGAGUGGCGCAUGAAGACGAUCAGCCCUGGGCGUUUUUUUCUUUUUCUUUUUUGUAUUCGCCGUGGUUGUCAUCGCCGCCUCCUGCUGCUCACGUGGUGGUACUGCAGCACCUGUAAUUUUCCAUUCUCACACACUGUACUGUAAUUCAGUAGCCUAGUCUGAGCUCUCUCUCUUUCUCGCUCUCCCCCCCCUCUCUCUCUCUCUCUCUCUCUCUCUCUCUCAUGAUCAUGUUAUUAUUUUAAGUUUGUAAGUUUUUUUUUUUCCCUUUGGCUCUGCAAGCCGAAUGGGAUCGAACAGAAUCUGUCAAUCAGUUAUACUAUAGGUGACGCUUAAAAAAAAAAAAAAAAAAAAAGAAUAAUAAAUCUGGGUUACGCUUUUGUCUUUUUUUCUUUUUUUUUUUUUGCGCUCGUACAGCACAGAAGUGCAAUCGUUAUUCCAAGCACUCUCUGAUUUAGCCUUGGAGAAUGCUGUUUUUUCUUUCUUUCUUUCUCUCUCUUUCUCUUUUUUUUUUUUUUUUGUCAGAAGUUCCAGUAUAUCUCGGGCUGUUUGAUAUUCUCUGUAUGUAUAGGUAUUUGGUAUUAUUCCUACUUUAAUAAUCUCUUGCUGUUCUAUUGCAAUACGUGCUGUAAUUGUGCCGUUCUCGUAAAAAAAAACAAAUAACAUGUUUUCACAAGGGGGAGUUCCUCUUUAACCGGUCAGAUUAACGAGGUCAGGGAGAAGUAGUUUUUUUUUCUUUUCUUUUUUUUUCCCUCAAUUUUGAGUUUUUUUUUUUGGCAGCAGAAAUGAGUGCUUCGUUUGUGGGCUAAACAGGUAAAUGGUUAAAGCAAUGUAUCAUGUAAACGGCAAGGGUGGCAAACAUUUGUCUGGUGGGGGAACGUACGUGAGGCAGCUUUUUCUGCACUUCAGCUCUAUUAAUUUGUGAGCAUGGACUCAUUUGUUCCCUGAAAUGUUUUUUUUUUUUGGAUAAUUUCAUUUAAUCCUCUGAUGUGUAUAUUAAUCUAAUUUCUGCUGCCAAAAAAAAACCCUGGUGAGACAUAUACAAGACCGACAAAAACGCUUUUUCGACUCGGUGUGCAUGGGAUAAGGAGCGAUCUUCAUGUUCUUUGAUGAAGAAAAAAAAAUUUUUUUCAGAUGUAUUAUUUCACAUUAUUAUUAGAUUUAUGAGUUUAUUAUUUUUUUUAAUUAUUUGUUUAAGCGUGACUUUGGCUUGGAUUUGCGUGCGCGUAUGUAUGAGUGCGAGACUGUACUAGAACAUACAUAGUGUGGUCCAAAGCAAUAGCAGUGUGACUGGCGAGCUCGAGCGCCCUCUGCUCUUCUCUUUGCUCGUUAGCUUUGCAAUACUUAAAAAAAAAUAUAUAAUAAUAAUUAAAAACAUCACAGCAACAAUGACAACUUCUCCCCUCUCACAAUUUUACGAGCUAAAAUAGUUCACUGCACAUCACAAAUCUAAAAAUGUUAUGUAUUUGCUUCAGGUUUUUUUUUUUUUUUUUUGUAAAGCGCUUUUUCAGCAGUAGACCUCGUCAUAACGUCCUAAGGAGUCGAACCUGAGACUACAUGAAGGAGAAGCUUUUAUAGGUCGAAAGGGAUUCUCUCCUGGAGGGGUGAGCACAGGACCGUCAAGGUGACGAUGAAGAUGGUGAUGAUGGUGGUGAUUCCAGCUGCAGUAAAUAGAUUUAGCAUUAAUUAUAGCUUUUGUUUCCAUUUCAGAGAAUAAAUCGUUAAUGCCAGAAAUAUAUCUAUAUAUGAUAAAAGUUGUUAAUGAGAGAUUGUAACGUAUCGAAUACGCGUAUAUAUCUACAGUAAAAAGCACUUUUAUCUCGGCUUUUCUAUUGGCUGAGACACAAAGACAUGUUUAGUUUUAUAUCUUCAUGAACGAGAGUCGAAUUGCAAUGAGAGAAAUGGAUUUCCAAACUUCUAGGUGUGUCUUUAGGAAACAUUUUUAGGGGUAAAAGUGACCUGUAGAGCAAUAGAAAGGGGGUGUUCGGGGCAAACUGGAACUUUUGAUCGCGCAGAAUAAAAGAGAAGACGUAAUAUAUAAUCCCCUGCUACACUUAUGCACUUAUCUGAGGGUUUCACUAGUGCUUUGACAUCAUGUACAUUAUUCUCAGUACAUCGGAGCCUGAUUGAUGUCUGAAACGCCGGCCUCACAGGAACUCCUGGAAGUGAGCACAGGACAGUACGGGUGCUGCGGCGAUUACUCUUACAUGAGUUUAAAAUGUUGGCAUUGUUCAAACGUUUUACUGUGGCUAGGAGUCUUAUCACCGUACUGUCCUUGAAGUCUUCUGUAAUCGUCAGUCGAUUUUAAAACUCUUUCAUGAGAAAUUUCAUCACAGGUCCCGGGUUGACUUGAACAUGCCCCCUUAAUUCCUGGGAGCCGAACACCAGAGCGCGAUCCAUUUUCAACAAAAAAAUUUACAUAAAAUUUGAUUUCUUAUAGUAUUUUUCAACUUUAUUCCAAUCGCAGCGAUUAUUAAUGCUAGAUUGAAUAUGUGGAGAUUUGUGUAGGUAUUUCUGAAAAAAAAAAAAGUAUAUAUAUAAUAAAUCCAUGAGUCGUUGGCGAGAUUGCUCUACGUGCCCCAGUGACCGAAUCAGCAGAUGCCGGAAACAGAAAGUGACUUGGUUGAUUGAAAAAGGAAAAAAAAUGGAUAUUUUUUUGUCUAAAUUAGAGCUAAUUACUUCAAUACUUAGGAGCUUUUUACACAAACCCUGCUCCUAAAAUGUUAAUGUGAUAUGUUCCUUAUGUGCUCUUUACCCCACACACACACUGUUUAAUAACGUUGACGCCCCGUUUGAACUGCCAUGUUUACCGUUAUAGCAGUGCCUUGGAGCCGGGAUGCGGGUGUGUGUGUGUCUGUGUAUGUGUCUUAGCAUAGCAAAGGAUGCUUUAUAUUUUCUCCUUUUUUUUCCCCAGUAAUAUCAUUUUAAAGCCCCGCCCCCUUUCCUUUUUAUCACCACCACUAAUGACAACCAGUUGCAUUAAUAGUUCAGGGAAGAAGUAUUUAAAAAAAAAAAAAAAUUAAAGCUAGUGCAAUCAGAGACGUAUCUCACGUCAAAGAAAGUGCCCUUAAACUGACGACGAGUUCAGGCCUAGAAGCCAUCGCAUUCGGGAAAAGCAUUUUUACCCCCCUAGAGUUUAAAGCGUCACACGCCAGGAUUAGGGGGUUGGGAACCUUCAGCUGACAAAGACCGAUGAAAUGAUGAGUGUUAAAGAGAUUAUGAAUAGAAACUGACUGGGUUUUUUUCUUUAUGCAUCAUGGCAUUAGUGGCCAAAGAGUAUUAAUGUAAAUGUCCUGUCAGUUUUUAUUAUUUUUAAUAAUUGGGUCGUAGUUUUACAAAAUGAAUGCAAACCUCUCAGAUCAAAGUCUUUUCCCCGUCUUAUUUCAGGUUGGAAUGAGAACUUUUCCAAUCCUAAGCAAAAUCC